GCCCUGGCCCAUGGAAGCCCAUAACACAAGUAGGAGCUGCUUUGCCCAUCGGAGCCGACAGCGCGACGAGCGAGCGCACGGGGCACGGCGAGCGCCGCCUGCGACCCUCUCGCCGGCGAUGGACGAGGUGGGAGUGGAGGUGCCUCUCCCGAGAGACAAGCUAUCCAUUGAACUGAGAAGGGACGGAGGAACCCGAGGCGGCGUCGUCCUCGUGGCCACCGGGAGCUUCAAUCCUCCCACAUACAUGCACCUGCGCAUGUUUGAACUGGCAAAGGAUGAACUUCAGCAGCGAGGGUAUUAUGUGUUGGGUGGCUACAUGUCUCCGGUGAAUGAUGCUUAUAAGAAGAAGGACCUCUUACCGGCUGCUCACCGGGUUCGUUUUUGUGAACUUGCGUGCGAAAGCUCAUCUUUCGUGAUGGUUGAUCCAUGGGAGGCCAUGCAGAAAGGUUAUCAGCGCACUUUGACUGUCCUCUCGAGAAUUCGGAACUCUUUGUGCAGGGAUGGUUUAGCUGAUCAAGGUAUAUAUAGCAGCCUGAAGGUAAUGCUUUUAUGUGGUUCUGACUUGCUUGAGUCAUUCAGCACUCCAGGAGUUUGGAUCCCAGAUCAGGUCAGAACUAUAUGCAGGGACUUUGGUGUCAUAUGUAUACGCAGGGAAGGAAAAGAUGUUGGCAAUUUGAUAGCCGGCAGUGAUAUACUGCAAGAAUGCAGGGAUAACAUCAUUUCAGUCGAUGAGAUUGUGCCAAAUCAAAUCAGUUCAUCCAGAGUAAGAGACUGCAUAAAGAGAUGCCUGUCGAUAAAGUAUCUUACUUGCGAUGAAGUAAUUGAAUACAUUACAGAACACAAGCUGUUUACGGAAGCUGAAGGCAGUGAUACACCCUUGUGAUGAUAAUGGUGUUUGGAGAACAUGUGGUUUUGAUGCAGGUUUUUACUAUCAUGCGGUUAAAUGACUUCUUCGUAAUCAACAUGUAUGGGCUGUGGACGGCUAUCUCCAGAUAACAUCUGGAUCGGGCAUGUUGAGCAAUUGUGGAAAUUUCAUUUGAAAGAGAAAAUAAAAGGGUUACAGAAAAACACCAUGAAAUAAAAGGAGCAGUUUGUAUCUUUGUUAGUUUGGCUUAAAUAGAAAAUAUUCAGAAGCAAGUGCUACAUAUUGUGAACUAGGAUUAUGGAAAUGCUGUCCUGUACUGGUUGAUAAAUCAAAUAUGGGUGUGUUCGUUU
This is a messenger RNA of Panicum hallii, 1215 nucleotides long. Its product is annotated as nicotinamide/nicotinic acid mononucleotide adenylyltransferase-like. The transcript has 10 exons. Gene Ontology annotation, molecular function: nicotinamide-nucleotide adenylyltransferase activity; nicotinate-nucleotide adenylyltransferase activity. Gene Ontology annotation, biological process: NAD+ biosynthetic process. Bases 11 to 883 code for a protein of 290 amino acids. Lineage: Eukaryota; Viridiplantae; Streptophyta; Magnoliopsida; Poales; Poaceae. The record is from RefSeq and is a predicted model, not a curated record.